Molecule: messenger RNA, 418 nt
Organism: Tilletiopsis washingtonensis
Lineage: Eukaryota; Fungi; Basidiomycota; Exobasidiomycetes; Entylomatales
Exons: 1
Coding region: 105-371 (88 amino acids)
Source: RefSeq, a predicted model, not a curated record
GACAUUUCAAGCAUCGAUACACAUUCAGCUGCGCUGCGAUGUGCACGCGAGGGCAAGGGCCUUUGCACGCACGGGGGGCUAGUUGCACGGCUGCUCGAAGGUAGAUGGGGGUGAACUACACGGCGGCUGGGAAGAGCGGGAGCGACCUGGCUCGCCAAACUUGUGCCGCCUGGAGUGUGGCGAAGAGAUCUAUGCGGAACGGGGAAUGGCGCAGUGACAUGCGCGAGGCGACGAACGCGCGCGAGAGAGAGAGGACUAGAGGUGACACGGACGGGGGGGGGGGGGGGGGGGGCGGCGCAAUGGCGAGGCCGCGUUCACAAAGACGAGAGCUGGGUAAGAGAGUGUGGGUGUUCGCCGCGCGAGGAUCUUGAUGGGGCACGAAGGCGGGCGGAGUCGAUGGGCAUGCGUCGCUCGAUGC